CAUGCGGUUUUCCACUUGCCGACGAAUUUGGAAAUUCGUGAAGGAACUGCUUAUCAGUGUCCAGAACAGGAAUGGGCAGCACCAACGCAGCCCGAUGAAAACUAUGGCCGUCAAGAAUCAUGUGCUUGGCUACCAAGAGAAAACUUGGAUAGUAUCAAACUUCGCGACUACCUUUCCAUUGCAGUGAGGCGCUUCCGCAUCGGCCAAGACAGGCAGCUGAAAGCACAAAGUAAGGAAGUAGGUCCAAAAAUCGACUCAUCGGAGACGAAGGUAAUGCAAGUUCCCAGUGUACAUGUGGCAACAUUACAGAUAGGCGGUGUGGACUUGGAAAAAGUUGACACCUACGUCUGUCUCGGACAGGAAGAAAAUGGGCUGCGCAAUCUUUCGCUGGAGAUUGCACGUCGAAGGGCUGCCGGUUAA
Molecule: messenger RNA, 420 nt
Organism: Gongylonema pulchrum
Lineage: Eukaryota; Metazoa; Nematoda; Chromadorea; Rhabditida; Gongylonematidae
Source: the annotation of a GenBank genome assembly